GGCUAGCAGUCGAAACGGCGUCGCGAGUCACAUUGUUUUACACAUCUGUGGUAAAUUGUCAAACACAACACCAAUAUAUGUCGAUACGAUUGAUUUGGGGAAUAUUAAUAACGUCUAAGAGUCUUUCGGUUUGGUCUUUUACGCCGUAACUGGCCCAGCAGUUUGGCUUUUGACCGUCGAAGGGUGUGUGUUUUUUCCCGGCCGCCGUCCAUAGCAGUGAGCGUUAGCGAGGCAUUUACACGAACGCCCUCAAACCCACGUAGUUGUUCCUGGUAUUCAACGUUAGCCGAAUAAAACAACAUUAAGAGGGAGGCGUUAAUGAGCAGCAAUGUCUGGCAUCGCUCUUAGCAGACUGUCUCAGGAGCGCAAAGCCUGGAGGAAAGACCACCCGUUUGGUUUCGUUGCGGUGCCCACAAAGAAUCCUGAUGGAACCAUGAACCUGAUGAACUGGGAGUGCGCGAUCCCGGGCAAGAAAGGAACCCUGUGGGAGGGAGGACUCUACAAGCUCAGAAUGUUGUUCAAAGAUGACUACCCGUCCUCGCCACCGAAAUGCAAGUUUGAGCCACCGAUAUUCCACCCGAACGUUUACCCAUCCGGCACCGUUUGUCUGUCCAUCCUGGAGGAGGACAAGGACUGGAGGCCCGCCAUCACCAUCAAACAGAUCCUGUUGGGGAUCCAGGAGCUGCUGAAUGAGCCCAACAUCCAAGACCCGGCACAAGCUGAAGCUUACACAAUUUACUGUCAGAACAGGAUGGAUUAUGAGAAGCGGGUAAGAGCACAGGCCAAGAAGUUCGCCCCCACAUAGAGCGGAGCGCCGACCCCGCCUGAGCAGCCUCGACGGAUGGACGCCGGCAGCGCCUGACGGACCACUCCAACAACAGUCCAAUCUUGAGUAUCAUCGUACUGCUACAGGGGCGACGAGAGAGCCCGCUUCUCUUCUCUUCCUUUCUUCUUUUAAACAAACAAACAAAUUAAAUAAGAUCCCAAUUUUAUCUUGGAAGAAAUAUUUCCUGCAUUUUGAAAUGCGUAGCGGGAAGAUGGGAGAACCACGUCUUCAUGAGCUGGGCCAUCCAGUGGCCCGGUUAAGUCCUCGAUCGACAGAGCUGUAGAAAUAAGAUGUCCACGCCUCUCGGUAGUUCAGUCAGCUGUGGCACAGGAGCAGAUUUUGUUUAUUCUUAAACUUCCAGUUUUCUUUUCUUUUUUAAUUAUCAAACCCAGAAGUAUUGUAGAUAGUUCAGGAUUAGGGCGACGGGCCGAGCGGUCAGACGCUCUAUGGAGGGCGGUCCUCCUGUCGUGCUCCUGAGUCCUGGUUUGGUUCCUCACAUCCGAGGUCCCAGAAAAACAUCAAAAGAACACGUUAACUCGGUUGGCUGGGAGAUAAACUGUGGCAGGAAGUGGAGCUCUGUCCACCUCAGAGGAGGGAAGAGCGGCGACGUGGGUCACAUAGGUUACAUGGGUCACGUGGGUCACGUGGGUCACAUGGGUCAGGGCGUUUCCUCCGCCGAUGAGUUAAAAUGAACUUUUAUUGCAGUGGCGCCAAGAUCCCGUUAGUUUGCAGAUUCUUUUCUUCUUUAUUGUGACACUAUUUGUCAGGCACGGUGUUGAACUUCAUCCACAUUGAACUCCAGUUUGUCGCCCCGGUUCCCGAACGUCUCCGGGACGAGACGUUGCACCGUGAGAGUACCAACACGCGGUUGCUGUCUUGUUUGUUUCUCCAUCACUUUGGUUAUUUUCUCCCUCAACGCUCCCAAACCUGUACAAACCAAAAUGCUAUGACAUCUUUUAAGUCCAUCUGGUGAGCGAGCUGAAGGAUCCUCGGGGGUGCAGCAGGGGGGCGGAUGGAAGUGCACUUGAGAGCGAAGGCCUGACAUUUUUUUGCCUCUGAAUAAAUGAGUGCAUGUACAUAAUAUAAAUAAGGACAAAUUGUGGAAGUUAUGUUUUAUAUUGUUUUAGCCAGUUGACAUUUGUGUGUGGUAUUAUAACAAAGAACACAAUAAAUGGCAUACAAUUGUGAAAUAAAGUCAAAUAAAAAUAAAUCAAACAUG
Messenger RNA from Pseudoliparis swirei, 2045 nucleotides. RefSeq names its product SUMO-conjugating enzyme UBC9-like. Gene Ontology annotation, molecular function: SUMO conjugating enzyme activity. The record is from RefSeq and is a predicted model, not a curated record. The coding region runs from base 329 to 805 and encodes 158 amino acids. Gene Ontology annotation, biological process: protein sumoylation. Lineage: Eukaryota; Metazoa; Chordata; Actinopteri; Perciformes; Liparidae. Gene Ontology annotation, cellular component: nucleus. The transcript has 7 exons.